This is a messenger RNA of Sinocyclocheilus grahami, 3515 nucleotides long. Its product is annotated as N-acetylgalactosaminyltransferase 7-like. The record is from RefSeq and is a predicted model, not a curated record. Gene Ontology annotation, molecular function: polypeptide N-acetylgalactosaminyltransferase activity. Gene Ontology annotation, biological process: protein O-linked glycosylation. Lineage: Eukaryota; Metazoa; Chordata; Actinopteri; Cypriniformes; Cyprinidae. Gene Ontology annotation, cellular component: Golgi apparatus. The transcript has 7 exons. Bases 508 to 1887 code for a protein of 459 amino acids.
CAAGAAUUUAAGGUCACCCACAGAACCAACAGUCGUUUUUCUCGGUCUCUCCGGGAACAAAAGAGCAUUAAUGCGUGCGUGGCACAAAGUCUUUUGCAAUAGCUGUGCCCGUAGACGCCUAUCCAGCAACAUUUGUGGAAGUCUCCAUUACACGUCACCGCCCCGCACAUCUCGACUCGACGGGCCUUUUGUUUUCGAUCAAUCAUGCUGCAUGUCCGUGUGUGUUCAUUCACACAUCCGUGUGUGUAGUGUUCAGAUCUCAUGGCUGCGUGGCGCACGCACGCAACUGCUGGCUUUUUUUGUAUCACUGUCUUUUCGUGACUCAAUCAUAAAGAGGACAGUGGGAGUUUAACUGAAUAAAGGAGCAAGGAGAGAGAGAGAGAAACUGAGAAACAGAGAGUGAGAGGGAGCGAAUCGAUGUAGCCAUACAGGCUGCGGAGUGUUUAUGUAUUUGUGCUGGCUCCCCUUUUUCUUUCUUUCUUAUUAUUUGUCAACUGAUUUUCCAAAAUGAGGUUAAAAGUUGGAUUCAUCCUUCGAAGUUUACUGGUCAUCGGCACGUUUUUGGGGCUGGUUUUGCUUUGGUCUUCGCUGACACCGAAUGGAGUCGACGAUAACCCGUUUGCUGGCGUACUGGCAGGACGAGAUGCAGAUAAACUCUUGCAGCCCAACCUUCCCAACAAUGACAUGGCUGACCAGUUCAAGCCGGUUGUUCCUUGGCCCCACGUCGAAGGAGUUGAGGUCGAUCUAGAGUCUAUCCGCCAGAAAAAUGUUGACAAGCCAAACCCUGCAUUCAAAGCCCAGAACCAGCAGAAUGUCAUCCAGAAGCAAUAUAUCACCUUCAAGCCUCACACCAAUAUGUUUAGUGAACCUGUGUUGAAGAAAGGAGUUCUGGGCAACUUUGAGCCUAAGGAACCUGAGCCUCAGGGGGUCCAGGGUGGACCGGGAGAGGGCAGCAAAGCAUUCGUACUGGGACCGGAGUACAAAGAUUCUGUUCAGGCCAGCAUCAAGGAAUUCGGUUUUAAUAUGGUAGCCAGUGACAUGAUUUCUCUGGAUCGAACCGUUGGCGACUUGCGACAUGAAGAGUGUAAAUACUGGCACUAUGAUGAAAACCUCCUCACCUCCAGCGUGAUCAUUGUCUUCCAUAAUGAGGGCUGGUCCACCCUGAUGAGGACGGUGCACAGCGUCAUCAAAAGAACCCCAAGGAAAUACCUGGCUGAGAUUGUCAUGAUUGAUGACUUUAGUAACAAAGGUAGUGUGAAGAUUGUUUUCAUUUCUUCAUCAAACACUCUACAUAGCAUGUGUAACUAUGUGCGGGUGGUGGAGGUGUGGUGGGAUGAGUAUAAAGACUAUUUCUACGCAAGUCGACCUGAGACACUGACGCUGGCCUACGGAGACACCAGCAGCUUGAAAAAGUUCAGAGAGGAACAUCGCUGCAAGAGCUUCAAGUGGUUCAUGGAAGAGAUUGCCUAUGACAUCCCUCUGCAUUACCCACUGCCUCCAAAGAAUGUGGAAUGGGGAGAGAUCCGUGGGUUUGAGACCAGCUACUGCAUCGACAGCAUGGGCCACACCAAUGGUGGCAAUGUCGAAAUUGGGCCUUGUCAUAGAAUGGGUGGAAAUCAGCUCUUUAGAAUUAAUGAAGCAAACCAGCUCAUGCAGUAUGACCAGUGCCUGACAAAGGGGGGAGACGGAACUGCUGUCAUCAUAACACACUGCAACCUAAACGAGCACACGGAGUGGAGAUAUUUUAAGGAUCUACAUCGAUUCACACAUAUACCUACAGGGAAAUGCUUGGAUCGCUCUGACGUCUUGCACAAAGUUUAUAUAGCUGACUGUGACAACAGCAAGAGCUCGCAGAAGUGGGAGAUGAACAACAUUGUGGCAGUUUGAGAGCCAGGCUCAAAUGUGCUUCAAGGAUAAACACUGACUACAGCAACAGGUUUUACCAGUAUAAAUGUGACUAAUUAGGUUUUAGUCAUCACCUGAAUAACUGAACUCUGAUCAUAAACAUAAACUUUUUUUCUCCAUUGAAGACAAUGUUUACAUCGGUUCAUCCCCAGUGUCCAUCGCAUGGGUUUUUCUUUGGAAUCUGUGGAUUGGAGGGGUCUACCUAACAGAAUGUUUUUCCCUUUCACAGAAUGUGCACAAUGUGUGCUGAGAUGAAUUAUCUAAUACCACUUUUGUUGCUGCUCCAUUAUAAAAUACAGGUUGUCCAUCAAGUACUGGGAUGCAUAUUUUUUUAAUACUGGACCUUCAUUAUGUUUGAGAUGACAACCUGCAACUUGAACUAUUUUGGUCUUUGGCACAAUGGCACAUUUUAUUUUUUGCCAUAUACUAUGGGUAAAGAAUGGGAGUGGAGAGAAAUGGGGAUAUAAGGUCAACAAUGAGGGGGAAAAAAAAUGAUACAUUUAUUUUUGUCUACUGCAUUAAAAAGUUUGAUUGGUUGGGGGAAUAGAUGUGUAUUUGUAUGUGAAAAUCAACGUUUGAUUAUACUAUUCAUGGCCAAAAAUCAUCUCGAGCAAAUGGAGCAAAGUUAUGUUUUAAGAGCAAGAAUGAUUGCAAUGUGUAAAUUUUUGUUUUUGUACAAUGUAAAUAUGAUUAUUUCUAAAUUAACCUUUUGAGAUAUGCUGGCCUUCCCAAUGAAGGUGUAAAUAUCUAACUUAUAAUGGUUGUUUUCUCAAGAAAAUAAAUGGAAAAUUUUUACUAGUCUGCUGCUGUAUGAAAGUCUGUUUGUAGCAGGUUAAAUAUUUCAACCAUUUAGAUGAUCAUGAGGAUUACAUUUUUGUAGGCUGUUGAGAAUGUUGUUGGCACUUUCCAUAAAUAGGGUAUCCCAUUGGUUGCCGUUUUUUUAAGAAGCAUAAAUUACAUCUUUUCUGUAGCAAAAUUAUGUUAAUUAAAUUUAAUAUGGAACCAUGAAAAGUAGGCCAUUUAAGCAUGUUUAAUACUGAAGCCAUGCCAUCGUUUCUGAACUACAGAGUUGUUCCAAAUUGUGUCCAAAAGAGUUGCAUAUCUCAAAUUUUAAGAAGCUAAACAGGUUAUAAUUAGGUCAACGUUUGGUUUUCAGAGUUGCUGACAUAAAGAACCACCUCCCUUUAUUGAGAAAAAUGUCAUGCUAUUUUGUACUCCAUUCUUGGAAAGUGCCUACUAAAAAAAAUGGAGAUGAUCCCAAGCAUUUGAAUAAUUACAAUAGACUGUGUGCUGCUUAGGUUGUUCAAGGCAGUAGACUGAGCGCGUGCAGGAAAAGCAUCAGCUGUGCAGCAGUCUGUUGGAUGCAAGUGAGCAGAUGUCAUGUGUAUGAUACACGGCACACCUUAUUGUGACUGCAUAUAACAAUAUACCCAACCUGUAUAUAGGACCACUUGUCACUUGGCCAAGCAAAAGCCGAACAUAAAUCAUGUACUCAAAUCUAACUCAGAUUAUAGAUGAGGUUGCAUGUGCAUUUACGCCUCUUAUUUUUAAGAUCAAGUCAUUCAUUUGAGAAAUUAGUAUUUGCCUUUUCAAUAGGUCAACCAAAUGGC